Molecule: messenger RNA, 838 nt
Organism: Parasteatoda tepidariorum (common house spider)
Lineage: Eukaryota; Metazoa; Arthropoda; Arachnida; Araneae; Theridiidae
Product: BET1 homolog
Source: RefSeq, a predicted model, not a curated record
GUUUACAUCAAUCUACUAGUUGUCAUCAAUCAAUCAAAGGAAACAGGAAAAGAUCGGCCAACAUUGAGACGUGUGUCACUUCUUGUUGCAAAAGCGGAAAGCGUUAGAAUUUUUUUCUUUAGUUUUCUCUCUCAAAAAUGGAAUGAAAAUUUCUUUUCAAAAGGUUUUUCUACUUUUCAAAUUGUGAAUAACUAGCUGCUCUUUUGAUAAUAAAAUAUCAUGCGUCGUUCCCACACAAAUGACUCAUAUGCUCCAUACAACAGAAAUACAGUUGAAGACGAAAAUGAACAGUUGGUGGAUGGCCUGCAAAAUAAGAUUACUGCUCUGAAAUCACUGACUAUUGAUAUUGGCCAUGAAGUUCGAAAUCAAAAUCAAAUGCUUCGAGAAAUGGAUGAUGACUUUGAUUCCACGUCUGGAUUUUUGUCUACUACAAUGGGCAGAGUUGUAAAACUUGCUAAAUCUGGACACAAUCGUUAUAUUCUCUAUUUACUUUUAUUUUCUUUUUUUGUGUUCUUCAUGAUUUACUUAAUAAUGAAAUUUCAAUAAUUACCAUGUCUUAAAUAUAUUUAUUUAUUGAAAAAAAAUUUAAUGUUUUUAAAAAUCUUUUUCUGGUUUUAUUUCAAGUUAUUAAACUAUAAUCAUAAUCCAUUAUACGUCUUCAGAGAAUAUUUUGGAAUGAAAAUAUUAAAAAAAGAAAUGUUAUACUUUUAGUUUUUUUUUUUUAAUAAUUUAAUAUUUUUAUAAGGUUAUUUCAUUUCUAAAUAUUUUCUAAUGUAUAUAAAAUUUGAAAGUUUUGUAAAUAUUUUAUUGAAUAAAGAUGUAUUAUUUAACAGUUGCA